Molecule: messenger RNA, 3495 nt
Organism: Hyaloscypha bicolor E
Lineage: Eukaryota; Fungi; Ascomycota; Leotiomycetes; Helotiales; Hyaloscyphaceae
Exons: 2
Coding region: 1-3495 (1164 amino acids)
Cellular component (GO): membrane
Molecular function (GO): calcium ion binding
Source: RefSeq, a predicted model, not a curated record
AUGAACUCUUCUUGCCAGCCCCCGUGCGGUCGUCCAACCAGCAUCGACGAAAUUGGUCUGGUCUGUCAGACUAUCUUCCAUAAAGGUUUAGGCGGUCACAUCUCAUUUGAGCCUCUAACGGUCGAACGAUGGUUGUCUGAACCCCAUGUCAGCAAUUGGCGGGGUGGUUGGACUUUGGCAUUCCACAACAUCACAACCUUCCCAUACUAUUUCGCCCACCAGCCUUUCCAGGAGGCACAUUCCCUCUCCGCACCUCUCAAGAAGAUGGCACUGUGGGGCUUUCUAUCCGCUGUUGCCAUCUAUGGUACUCUUGUAGUUGCAAUACCGACAAUCACAUUCCCUCUAAACUCCCAAGUACCACCUGUUGCUCGAAUCUCCGAACUCUUCUCCUACUCGUUCUCAAUCUCGACCUUCUCAUCGACUCUUCCGAUAACGUACACACUUUCCAAUGGGCCUAGCUGGCUGUCUCUGGACAGCAGCACACGUACUUUGUCGGGAACGCCGUCCAUCGAGGCUGCUGGUGCAGGAGGAGUCACCGGAGUUUCCAUAGCCAUCACUGCGAGUGACUCGUCUGGUUCAAUCACACAAAAUGCUACACUAGUUGUUUCCAAGAAUCCAGCACCGAUCCUCAGUAUCCCACUUUCAGUACAAUUGCAAAUAUCAACAGCUUUCUCGGCACCCUCGAUCUUACUCUACCAUCCUUCAACUCCAUUUACCAUUCAUUUCCAGCCUGACACAUUCUCGGGUUCAGACCUCAUCUACUACGCUAUUACUGUCGACAAUACGCCUUUACCGUCGUGGAUAGCAUUUGAUGAGAGUUCUUUGACGUUCACUGGUCAGACCCCCGACUAUCACUCCCUCAUACAGCCACCGCAGACUUUUGGUAUACAAUUGAUUGCGUCGGAUGUUGAAGGAUUUAGUGGAGCAGCAAUGAAUUUUGAUAUUAAGGUUGGGGUGCACCUUCUGGCUUUCAAGAAUGCAGCUUUGGUCAUCAAUGCAGCAGCUGGUGAUGCCGUCAACUUCGAUGGUCUUGCUGGAAAUCUCGAGAUCGAUGAACGAACCGCCAAUGACUCAAAAAUUGCCUCGUUAUCCGCGGAUGCACCUCCUUGGUUGGCUUUUGACAAUUCCACUUUCUCUCUGAGUGGAAUCGUCCCAGCUGAUGCAACACCUUACAACAUCACAGUUCUGGCAACAGACAUAUAUGGAGACACUGCGAAUGCAAUCGUUUUUCUUGAUAUCUCUACAUCGUUGUUCCGCAACGAAAUUGGAACGCUAAAUGCAACGAUUGGGAAGUCAUUUACUUAUGAUUUAAGUAUCUAUCUCCGUGACAAGUCAGACGUCGAGAUCACUGCACAGAUCUCUCCUGCGGAACCUUGGCUGUCGUUUGAUUCUCAAACAUUUGAUCUUGCUGGCCAGGUCCCGCUGAUUGCAAAGCCACCAUCCAUCGCGAUCACCUUGCUAGCAACCUCAAAGUCAUCAACUAAGUCUAGCUCUCAAACCUUCCAGCUCGAUCUUGUCACUACAACUAGCCAAGCGUCACCCUCGGCAUCGGCUCCAUCACGAACAUCGACCCCGCCUAGCACAUCUCAAACGGGAAAUUCGACGAAAUUGCCAGCUUUUUCCAAAAAGCCGCUGAGUAGAAAGAUUAUUCUGGCGAUUGUCAUGCCAAUUGUUUUGCUGCUCCUUUGCAUACUUCUAGCAUUGUUCUGCUACGUCAGGCGAAGACGCGAAGCAAGAAGGUGCUCACCAACUCUAUCCAAAAGUGAAAUAUCAGGGCCUACCGAAGCUAGCUCAAGUAUCAUGGAGAUAGUACCCCCGACUUACAUUGCUCCACCGCCACCGCUUGAACUAGACAUGAGUGGAUUUGGAGGCGAUACCAGCUCGAUCGUCACCAGAGAGCAGCAAACUAGCCUAACAAGGCAGAAAAAACAAGAUAUACGGAGGUCCCAAACUCUGUCUGAUAUAUCUGGGACGCAGCGAUCUCAAUGCCAAGAGUCCAAUGAAUCUGAGAAUAGAGCUCGGUCGUAUUCAGAAAAUGCCGCAUCUAAGGCCGACGGUAGCUGGAGGUCCACCCAAGGUAGCUUGUAUCCGACUGAGGGAUCCUCUAGAACGGAUUCGACAAACACUCAAAGGCUUUCCCGAAACUAUUCCAACUAUUCGAGGAAAGGCCACACAAGACGCUCAGCGAAGGUCUACUCUACCAGCAACUUUCUCCCUUUACCGGAUGUUACUCCUUCUGGUCCGCCGGUUGAAGAGUCUAUCUUGAAUUUGCGGGAUAGCAACUUCUCAUUUGCGCCUAUGGAAAGAUUUUCCGUUGUUAAAAAGCAUGCGAGCUUUCGUCAAAUGUCUGAGCAAUCAUUCGUUAGCAAUAGACUCAGCCGCACAAAAUCGACAAGGAGGCAAUCCAGAUUCAUGCCCAUGCUAAGUCAGCGCUCGAGCGGAAUUGGACACGGUGGCGGGAGGGACGCUAUUUCUUCGUUGUCUGAAAACAGUGAGAAACGCCGCAGUGCUGGACACGGACAAGACUGGACAUUAGGCCAAGGAAUUGCAAGAAAUUCGAAAACAUGGCUGACGACAGGUUCGUCAGAGGCAGAUGAGCUGAAUCGGAGAAGCACAGUCAGUGCUUUAUCCGAAUAUGCAGAUAUGAAGCCAGAAGAUGUCAUACGACUUAGCACUAUUCGGCAAGUGACCAAAAGCCCGUCGAUACCACUUGCGGGUCACCCCUCAGCGAGCAGCGAACAUUCUCGACGUUCAAGGCCUGUGAGCAGACGGCUUGACUCGUCACCAUUCUUCGGCGGUUCGGCAUCCAGGAAAUCGAAAUCUCGACGAUCACCGAAGAAGGCGAGAACUACGUACGCGGAUUCUCCGACUGUUCCUGAAGAAGCUACCAUGGCCGGAAACUUGGAGACUGUCCCCCAAGGCCCAGGACAGGAGAAUGAGGAUUUGCCUCGGGACUCGUUUGGCAUCUCCUAUGGAAUGGCUCGCGAGGGAACACGGCAACUAAAGUCUUAUGUUCAAAGCCACCUGUCACGGAGCAGGACAAGAAGCAGUAUGAAAUCCACCGAGUCAAAAGAUAGCAGGUUCGAAUCAGCGAGUGGAUCAUUGAUGUCAUUGCACCAAUUCCAGGCUCAGAAACAACCAGAGAGCCGAGGCGAUGAUGAUGGUUACGAAGAUUUUCUCCGGGACGAUUACUCGGAUGGAGAAGGCAGUUGGGAAACGCAGCACAGUCCUCAGGAUAACCAAGGCAACGCUAACGCUGGAGAUGUGGCUGAAGUCAACGCUGUUGCAGCGCAAGCGAUGUCCAAGCCAAGCUUCAUCCCAAGCGCCAGGAUUUCAAACUCGAAACCCAAUUCCCCGAUGCUGGAUAUCGAACCGAACAUGAGGAUGGUCCCCGGUGCUUCGAGGAGGCCAAUCAGUGUUGAUGCGAAAGCAAACAAGAGAUCGAGCAGGGCGAAGAUUGAGCGAGGAGAAUUAGAUUAUGCAGCUUAUAUAUGA